This is a messenger RNA of Mya arenaria, 2836 nucleotides long. RefSeq names its product piggyBac transposable element-derived protein 4-like. The transcript is spliced from 2 exons. Lineage: Eukaryota; Metazoa; Mollusca; Bivalvia; Myida; Myidae. The coding region runs from base 264 to 2054 and encodes 596 amino acids. The record is from RefSeq and is a predicted model, not a curated record.
CUCAUCGCGAUAUAUGUCGUUUUCCGAUAUCGAUCUUGUAACGCUGCUCGCGUCAAAUGUCGUUUACAGCGUCCUCCUUACUGACCUUGUUUACAUCGUAAAUAACAUAAUUUUACGCGGGUUUAAUGUUUAAAUUGACUGCAAUAAUUGUUGUUGCGGCCCUGGUAUAUGCAUAUGUAAAACUGUCAAAGCAAAUUUUACAAUAGUAAUUUAAUUAUGCGUACCGGAACUGGGGCAUUUUUUAUGCAUAAAUAAUUUUCAAAAUGGCGGAUUCCGAUUCGUCUGAUUCUGAAGUGUACGAUAUAAACCCGGAUUUCUUGGAUUCCUCGGAUGAAAGUGAUGGCGAGUUCGAAGGAUUUGAACGAGUAGACUAUGAGAGAAACCGUGGCGUGAUUGUUGAGUUGCCUUUGAUUGACUUUGCACCGCAAAAUGACGCAGAUCUAGAGGCCGACCUUGAACUUGGAUGGACACGCGACGAUGGCGUUCCAGAUAUUGCCCCCUUCACUGGGGAAUCGAGAUUGCUCGUCGACAUGGACUCUACAGAGCCUAUUGACUUUUUUCAUUUAUUUAUUGAUGAUGAAUUUAUACUAAAAGUGACUGUAGAAACCAACAAGUACGCUGAUAACCGGCUAGUAAUGAUGGAGGCCGCCAACAACUUGAAGCCUCACAGCAGAAUGCGGAAGUGGGUCGCUGUGACAGUUGAUGAGAUGAAGGUCUUUUUAGGCGUCGUCAUAUGUAUGGGCCUUGUCUACAAACCAGACCUUGGGACGUAUUGGAGUACGGACACGUCUACUGAGACACCAUUCUUCAGCAAGACCAUGCCCAGAGACCGAUUCAUGGCCAUUCUCAGCAAUUUCCAUGUUACCAAUGAUGUGGACCGUAAUGACCCUCUGUCCCGAAUCCGGCCAAUGAUUGCUCAGGCUAUGGCAAAGUUUUCGGACGUCUACUCCCCUGAGCAGAACCUGAGUUUUGAUGAAGGGACGUGUCCAUGGAAGGGCCGACUAAAAAUCAAGGUGUACAACCCAGCCAAACCUGUCAAGUUUGGAAUCAAGCUAUUCCAGCUUUGUGAAGCCAGCAGUGGCUACUGCCUUGGCUUUGAUGUGUACGCCGGGAAACGUAAUGAGACUAACACAAACUAUUGUGAAGCAUUAGGCAUAGACCCCGAUCGCCUUACAAUCACUUCCCAAUAUGUGCUUGGUCUGAUGGCUAGGUGUGGAACUUUAGGUCAUGGCCAUCAUGUGUAUAUGGAUAAUUUUUACACAUCUCCAGAACUGUUUGAUGAACUUGAGGCACAUGGCACCUACUCUUGUGGAACAUUACGGGCAAACAGACGCGGUGUACCGAAAGCUGUCCAACAAAAGCGUAAGCUUGCCGAGUAUGAGUGCGUCUACCGCAAGAAUGGGGCCACUACAGCAUUGAGAUUCCACGAGAAGCGAGAUGUCACUAUGCUGACAAACAUUCAUCCCCCACAAAUGAGUGUGUUGUGGAAGACCAAGUAUGGGACUCGUGAGCAUGUGAAGAAGCCUACAUGUAUUGUUGAGUACUGCAAGUACAUGGGUGGGGUAGAUUUGCUUGACCAGUACAACCAGUACAACUCCAUUGCCCGCAAAACAAAGAAGUGGUGGCGCAAACUCUUUUUUCAUAUCAUGAACAUUUGUUUGGUGAAUUCAUACAGACUGUAUGAGAAGUUUACCACAAACCAGCCAAAGAAGGACCAUGAGAGCUUCCGCCAGUCAGUCCUCGAAUCCUUGAUUGAAGAAGGCGGUGGUCCCAGAGGACAAUCGGUCAGACGCGGGCGCCCUGUCCUUGGUGAGAAGCCUUCACGAUUGACUGGAAGACACUUCUCUGACUUCAUCCCUGCUAAAGCUGGGGCAAAGAGAGCCAGGCCCCUCAGAGACUGUGUGGCUUGUAAUGUCAAGGUAGAGAACAGGGUUGGUUUCAAGCGGCAACAGACAUCUUUCUGGUGCCCAGACUGUAAAGUGGCAUUGUGCCAUCCACGAUGCUUUCAAGUGUAUCAUUCCGUUCAGGACUAUAAGAAUGUUCUGAUUCAGUGACUUUGUCAAUAACAAAUGAAAAAAGAUGUGUACAAGGUGUGACUGUGAAUGGAAAUCUGAACAGGAGAACUGUGUAUAACUGUUUUUGUAUAUAUUGAAAAUUUUGAAGGUAUAAUAUGCCAUAUGUGUAACAUUGUUUACAUUAUUUAUUUAUUUAUUUAUUUAUGUAAAUAUUUAUUUAUUUAUGUAAUUAGUUUGUUUUACUUGUAAAAGAGCAUUUGAAUCUAUUAGAACUCCUAAAAAACUGAAUGCAGUGAUUUUUGUUAUGCCUGAAAUUUCGGCAAGAUUUCUAAGCUCACCUGUAAUUAGUUUACCUGUAAUUUCAAACAGUAAGUAAUGAAUUUUUACCAAAAUGUUGUUCUGUACUGUUAUACAUUGUUUAUUUACUGUAUUUUUAACCAUUUUGGUGAAAAAUAAAUGUGAAUAGUGUAUUUGUUUUUAUUUACUUACCUUGAUUACAAUAAUCUUACCUGUACAGGUGCAAAUUUUUAUCAAGUCGCCAAAUGAGAACUAUCAUUGAAAAGUUCAAACAUUGAGGAUGUAUUUGCAUAUAACUUUUAUGUGUCUAUCACAUAAAAUAAAGGAUUUACACACAUUCUUGUAACUAGGGUAUCCAGCUAUUGUUUUAGCUCAAUUAAUCCAGCAGAGACAGAUUAUCAGUAUAUCAUAUAUAUAGCGGCUUAAGGGUUAACAAACAUUAUAUAACAUCUUUCAUCAAACCUGUGAUGAAAAUAAGCCCUAAUUGACAGUUUGAAGUUGUAGAAAAGUUUAAAGCUAUUACA